AUGAAGCUCUUCACAGGCCUCAUUCUCUGCUCCUUGGUGCUGGGAGUCCACAGCCAGUGGCUGUCCUUCCUUGGUGAGGCAUAUGAAGGGGCUAAAGACAUGUGGAGAGCCUACUCUGACAUGAGAGAGGCUGAAUACAAAGAUGCAGACAAAUACUUCCACGCCCGCGGAAACUAUGACGCUGCCCAAAGGGGACCGGGGGGUGUCUGGGCUGCUAAAGUGAUCAGCACGAUGAACCUUUCCACGGGCAUCAUUUUCUGCUUCCUGAUCCUGGGCGUCAGCAGCCAGGGAUGGGGGACAUUCCUCAGGGAAGCUGGUCAAGGGGCUAAAGACAUGUGGAGAGCCUACAGAGACAUGAAAGAAGCCAACUACAAGGGUGCAGACAAAUACUUCCACGCCCGCGGAAACUAUGACGCUGCCCAGAGGGGACCGGGGGGCGCCUGGGCUGCUAAAGUGAUCAGUAACGGCAGAGAGACUAUUCAGGGGAUCACAGACCCUCUGCUCAAGGGUAUGACCAGGGACCAGGUACGGAAGGAUUCGAAGGCCGACCAGUUUGCCAACGAAUGGGGCCGGAGCGGCAAAGACCCCAACCACUUCAGACCUGCUGGCCUGCCUGACAAGUACUGAGCUGCCUCUCUCUGCUCAGAAGACGGGGCUGUGAGUCCCCAGGGGCAGGGACACUGACCUAGAGUUCUGUGUCCUCAGAAAGCAGCAGAUCUAAUAAAUGCUUAAG
Molecule: messenger RNA, 733 nt
Organism: Budorcas taxicolor (takin)
Lineage: Eukaryota; Metazoa; Chordata; Mammalia; Artiodactyla; Bovidae
Product: serum amyloid A-3 protein-like
Exons: 6
Coding region: 1-627 (208 amino acids)
Cellular component (GO): extracellular region
Source: RefSeq, a predicted model, not a curated record